AUGGCAAAUUUAUUUGAGAUAUUAGUGACAUGUGAUUCAAAUAAUACAUUAUGGACAUGCAGCAUUUGGGAUCCCCACACCGGUACAAAUUUAAUGAUAUAUAAAGGUGGUGGAACUGCUGAAAACCGAACUCUUUCUUUGAUUGGGAACGAGUAUUUAGCAGCCGUGGAAAAGACUAAGCCAGUCUUACAUGUAUGGCCCUUAAAUUCUCAACAAACUAUACAAGGCAUGCGUUUUAUUUUGCCUGGUAAAGCUAGUUCAUUUGCAGUAGCACCUGACGGAUCAUAUUGUGUAGCAGGAAUUGAUGAAAAAAUCUAUCUUUGGCAAAUUGCUUCAGGAAGUCUCUUAACAAUAAUCAACAGGCAUUAUCAAAAAGUUAAUUUGUUAAAGUUUACUAGUGAUGGAAGAUUCUUUUUAUCGGCUGCUGAAGAUGGGAUGGUCAUGGUAUGGUCACUUGCCACCGUUGCUGCUAAUCCUGAAGUAGAACUUGUUACACAGACAACAGCCGGACAACAUGACCCAAUCUAUAUAUUUUCUGAUCAUUCCCUGUCAGUAACUGAUAUGUGUAUAAGUAAAACUGGAAUUCAUGGGAGGUUAUUUACAGUUUCUAGUGAUAGAUCAUGUAAAAUUUAUGAUUUGACUUGUGGUGAAAUGCUUUUAAAUUUAGUAUUUGAUGAGCCACUCUCGUCUAUAACGCUGGAUGUUUUAGAACUGAAUACAUUUGUGGGUUCGACCGAAGGAAAGAUCUAUCAAUUUAACCUCACAAAUCCACCUAGAAAUCGAGAUGUUCUCAUAAAUAAUGAAGAACUCCAUAAUGUUUUCUCUUCUCAUACAAAAGCUGUUACAUGUCUAUCAGUCUCUCUGAAUGGUGAAGUAUUGAUGUCUGGUUCAAAUGAUGAACAAGUUAUUUUAUGGCAUAUUGCCAGCCGGCAACCAAUUAGAUUUAUAAGACAUAAAGGAGCCAUAACUAAUGCAUUUUUUUCUGUUAACUAUGAAGCAAUUUAUAAACAGGAAUUUUGUCCAACUAUAAUUCUUCAUAGCUUGGAGAGAACUUUAGAAAAUAAUAAUGAUGAUAUAGCUGAAAUAGAAGUGUUAAUAAAUAAAAAGAACAACUUUUGGCCAAAGAUAUUAUCUAAUGGAGAAAGCUUUUUAGAAACCAACAGUGUUUCAAAGGAAAUUAGUCUUGAAAAUAAAAAAGGUGAAUUAGAAUUAAAGACAGAAUUAGAAAAAAUGAAACAUAUUAAUGCCAAUUUGUAUGCAUUAUCUAUCCAAAAGAUUUUAAAUUCUGUAUCUGAUGAAAAUAUAAUUAAUGUAGAAUCUAAGAAAAAAAAGAAAAACAAGAAGAAAAUAAACUUUCAU
Molecule: messenger RNA, 1359 nt
Organism: Brenthis ino (lesser marbled fritillary)
Lineage: Eukaryota; Metazoa; Arthropoda; Insecta; Lepidoptera; Nymphalidae
Source: the annotation of a GenBank genome assembly